Messenger RNA from Camelina sativa (false flax), 1167 nucleotides. The record is from RefSeq and is a predicted model, not a curated record. Lineage: Eukaryota; Viridiplantae; Streptophyta; Magnoliopsida; Brassicales; Brassicaceae.
GAUAACGAAUUAAAGACUCACAUUCCACACCAAACCUUUCUACCAUUUCCAAUAAUGGACGGAACAGUAAGCCUCUGGCGGAGAGAGGCCGUCUUCUUGACGGCAAUGCUUGGAGUUGAAACAAGCGUCGUCGGAAUAAGUACACUGUUUAAAGUAGCAACUUCAAAGGGACUCAACAUUUACCCUUACCUCGGCUAUUCUUACCUUCUUGCUUCUCUUCUCCUUCUUCCUUCUCUUUUCUUCACCAAAAGGUCAAGAUCGCUUCCUCCACUAAGUCUCUCAAUACUUUGUAAGAUUGGAAUUCUGGGAUUUCUAGGUUCGAUGUAUGUGAUUACAGGAUACAUAGGCAUCGAAUACAGCAACCCAACAUUAGGCUCCGCCAUAGCCAAUAUCACUCCUGCUCUUACCUUCAUUCUCGCUGUGAUCUUCAGGAUGGAAAAGGUAUCAUUCAAAGAAAGGAGCACUGUAGCCAAAGUGAUGGGGACAAUCCUUUCAUUAACAGGCGCACUUGUAGUGAUCUUCUACCACGGUCCACAUGUUUUUGUCGCAUCUUCUCUGCCGUAUGUAAACUUCCGUCUGUUUUCUCCAUCAUUGUCAUCUUCAAACUCUGAUUGGCUCAUCCGAGGAGCCCUUUUUACAAUACAAGGCAUCUUCGUUUCUGUUUCCUUCCUUCUACAGGCGCAUAUAAUGAGUGAAUAUCCAGCAGCAUUCACAGUCUCCUUUCUGUACACUCUAUGUGUUUCAUUCGUGACCACGACGAUUGGACUAGUAGUCGAAAAGAACAAUCCAAGCGUUUGGAUCAUUCAUUUCGAUAUUACUUUGAUAACAAUUGUUACUAUGGCAAUAAUAACAUCAGUAUACUAUGUGAUUCAUUCAUGGACAGUGCGACACAAAGGACCAGUGUACUUAGCAAUAUUUAAGCCUUUGUCUAUUUUAAUAGCAGUGGGUAUGGGCUCCAUCUUUCUCAACGAUUCUCUCUAUCUUGGAUGGUACAUGAAUCAAUAUUGUUUUCAUACGUACAUGUACAUAUCUAUAAACAAAAAAACAUCUACUCAUCUUCGAUUUUGUGCNACUCCUGGGUCUAGAACCUGGGGGGUUGCUCCGAGAAAUCCUUUCUUUCUCGUCCACUCAGGGGGGUGCGGACACACCCACGCGGAUUACAGGUGA